GACCGCGCGCCCAACGGACCGAGCUGCAGCCGUGAGGUAACCGCUGCAGCGCGCGGGAGUGUGGAGGCGACGCCGCCGUCUCCUGUCCCGAGCGGUGUCUGAGGGGGGAAAAAGAAGAGGCGUCCGCGGCGGCCCGGGACACAGAGCAGGCCCUCCCGCCCCUCUCCUCCAGCCAGCAUGAGGCGGACGCCGCCGCCCCUCAGCCCGCGCGCCGGGGAUCCCGGGCGGCGGCGGCGGCGGGCGCAACCCUGAGCGCUCUGCGAAGCUCGGGGCGCCCUGAACGCGGAGGGCGCGGGGUCGGCGAGCGCCAGCGGCCACCCGCGGCCGCAGCCAUGAGGAAGGACGAGCGCGAGCGGGACGCGCCAGCCAUGAGGUCCCCGCCGCCGCCGCCGCCGGCCGCGGCCGCCUCGCCCCCCGAGAGCCUGCGCAACGGCUACGUGAAGAGCUGCGUGAGCCCGCUGCGGCAGGACCCUCCGCGCGGCUUCUUCGUCCACCUCUGCCGCUUCUGCAACGUGGAGCCGCCGGCGGCCUCGCUCCGCGCCGGGGCACGCCUCUCGCUCGGCGCCCUGGCCGCCUUUGUCCUGGCCGCGCUGCUGGGCGCGGGGCCCGAGCGCUGGGUGGCCGCGGCGGCCGGGCUGCGGACGCUGCUGAGCGCCUGCUCGCUCAGCCUCAGCCCGCUCUUCAGCAUCGCCUGUGCCUUCUUCUUCCUCACCUGCUUCCUGACGCGCGCGCAGCGGGGCCCGGGCCGAGGCGCCGCGAGCUCCUGGUGGCUGCUGGCGCUGCCCGCCUGCUGCUACCUGGGCGACUUCGCGGCGUGGCAGUGGUGGUCGUGGCUGCGCGGGGAGCCGGCGGCGGCGGCGGCGGGCCGCCUGUGCCUGGCGCUGAGCUGCGUGGGGCUGCUGACGCUCGCCCCCCGCGUCAGGCUGCGGCACGGCGUCCUGGUGCUGCCCUUCGCCGGCCUGGUGUGGUGGGUGUCGUUCUCCGGCCUCGGGGCGCUGCCGCCUGCGCUCAGGCCUCUGCUGUCGUGCCUGGUCGGGGGCGCGGGAUGCCUCCUGGCCCUGGGCUUGGACCACUUCUUUCACGUCCGGGGAGCCUGUCUUCCGCCGCGCUCGGCGACUACCGCGGAAGAAAAAGUGCCUGUGAUCAGACCCCGGAGGAGGUCCAGCUGCGUGUCGCUGGGAGAAAGCGCCGCCGGUUACUAUGGCAGUGGCAAGAUGUUCAGGAGACCGUCGUUGCCCUGCAUCUCCCGAGAACAGAUGAUUCUUUGGGACUGGGACUUGAAGCAGUGGAGUAAACCUCAUUACCAGAAUUCUGGAAGUGGAAAUGGAGUUGAUCUCUCAGUGCUAAAUGAAGCUCGCAAUAUGGUGUCAGAUCUUCUGAUUGACCCAAGCCUUCCCCCACAAGUCAUUUCUUCUCUGCGGAGUAUCAGUAGUUUAAUGGGUGCUUUCUCAGGUUCCUGUAGGCCAAAGAUUAAUCCUCUCACACCAUUUCCUGGAUUUUAUCCCUGCUCUGAAGUGGAAGAUCCAGUAGAGAAAGGAGAUCGAAAACUUCACAAGGGACUGAGUAGUAGAAACGGUUUCCCGACUGCACAACUGAGGAGGAGCUCGGGAGCAUCAGCAUUGCUGGCUAAAGAGCACCACUCAAGGUGGGAGCGUAGCAGUGGCAAAAGGCCUCACCAGGAGCUAGGCCUUUCCAGUCAUGGAUGCCACCUAAAUGGGCCUUUUGGCUCAAGUCUCCUGACAGUUCCAAAGCAGAGGUCAUCAUCUGUGUCACUGACUCAUCAUGUAGGUCUGAAAAGAGCCGGUGCUUUGCCCAGCCUUAGUCUUGUGAACUCUCCAAGCCAUGUGCCAGCGUCUACUGGCUCUCAAACUAAUCGAUCACCCAUAGAAUUUCCUGAUACUGCUGAUUUUCUUACUAAGCCAAGUAUUGUUUUACAUAGAUCACUGGGCAGUGUACCUAAUGCAGCAGAUUUCUAUCAGUACCUUAGAAACCCUGAUAGCAAUUUGUGUAGCAGCUGUGGACAUCAAAUACUCAAAUAUGUUUCAACAUGGGAAUCGGAUGGUACAGACCACCACAGUGGAAAAUCAGGUGAAGAAGACAACACUGCUUUUUCAAAAGAACCAUUCAACAUCAUGGAAACUCAAGAAGAGAUGGCCAAGAAAGACAGCAGGGAAUUAAUUUUGGAAGGUGAUAAUCACCUAAUGGAAGAGGCACAGCAACCAAAUAUUGACCAGGAAGUGUUAUUGGACUCGAUGUUAGUAGAAGAUUAUGACUUGUUAAUAGAAAAGAUGAGCAACUGGAAUUUUCAGAUUUUUGAGCUUGUAGAAAAGAUGGGAGAAAAAUCAGGAAGGAUUCUCAGUCAGGUUAUGUAUACUUUAUUUCAAGAUACUGGUUUAUUGGAAACAUUUAAAAUUCCCACUCAAGAAUUUAUGAAUUAUUUUCGUGCAUUAGAAAAUGGCUAUCGAGACAUUCCUUAUCACAAUCGUAUACAUGCCACAGAUGUACUACAUGCUGUUUGGUAUCUGACAACACGACCAAUUCCUGGCUUACAGCAGAGCCAUGAUAACCAUGAAGCACAGACCGAAGCAGAUUCAGAUGGUAGACUUGGUUCUGGACAGAUUGCUUACAUUUCUUCGAAAAGUUGCUGUAUUCCAGAUGAGAGUUAUGGCUGCCUGUCUUCAAACAUUCCUGCUUUAGAACUGAUGGCUUUGUAUGUGGCAGCUGCCAUGCACGAUUAUGAUCACCCAGGAAGAACAAAUGCAUUUCUAGUGGCUACAAAUGCACCUCAGGCAGUUUUAUACAAUGACAGAUCUGUUCUAGAAAACCAUCAUGCCGCAUCAGCUUGGAAUCUGUAUCUUUCUCGCCCAGAAUACAACUUCCUGCUUAACCUUGAUCAUGUGGAAUUCAAGCGCUUUCGUUUUUUAGUCAUAGAAGCAAUCCUUGCCACAGAUCUCAAAAAACAUUUUGAUUUCCUUGCUGAAUUCAAUGCCAAGGCCAAUGAUGUAAAUAGUAAUGGUAUAGAAUGGACCAGUGAAAACGAUCGCCUCUUAGUCUGCCAGGUGUGCAUCAAACUAGCAGAUAUAAAUGGCCCAGCAAAAGCUCGGGAUCUACAUUUGAGAUGGACAGAAGGCAUUGUGAAUGAAUUUUAUGAGCAGGGAGAUGAAGAAGCAACCCUGGGUCUACCCAUUAGUCCCUUCAUGGAUCGUUCUUCUCCUCAACUAGCAAAACUCCAAGAAUCUUUUAUCACCCACAUUGUGGGCCCCCUGUGCAACUCCUAUGAUGCUGCUGGCUUGCUGCCUGGUCAGUGGAUACAAGCAGAAGAGGAUGAUGAUACAGAAAGUGGUGAUGAUGAUGAUGGUGAAGAAUUAGAUUCAGAUGAUGAAGAAACAGAAGACAGUCUAAAUCCCAAACCACAAAGAAGGAAAGGCAGGCGGCGGAUAUUUUGUCAACUAAUGCACCACCUCACUGAAAACCACAAGAUAUGGAAGGAAAUCAUAGAAGAAGAAGAAAAAUGUAAAGCUGAGGGGAACAAACUGCAGGUGGAGAAUACCUCCUUACCUCAAGCAGAUGAGAUUCAGGUUAUUGAAGAAGCAGAUGAAGAGGAAGAGCAAAUGUUUGAAUAGAAGAAAACUCAUGCUGAAGAAGCCUGGGGUCCAAUGCCCAGGGUUAGCAGUCAUUACCUAAUGCUCACUGUGCUGAUUCUUAACUGACCAAUCCCAUGUGGACAGGCUUUAAUACUGUGAGAGAACCCUUGCUACCCUGGCUGUUCUCACAUAAGCACUUUCAUCACAAACUAGGGAAUGAAUCUUACUUGACCCAUGUUGCAAAGCCCUUCCUCAAAGCCUUCACUGGUGUGUAAAAUCCUUUGUCAUAAUGCUGCUUUGCUGGGUAGUGAGCUCUUUAUUUUUCAUGGUGAGGGAGGGCUAAAACUGAAAAUUCUAGAAAUUUCAGCUUUUGAAGUGGUCAUAAUACUUUUAUGAAAACAGGAUUCAUUUUGUAUUUCCAAGUAUAUCUUUUAUGUCUUUAUUUUGGUGUGGGGAUGGGAAAACAAACCUCUGCCUAAUACAAAAAGGAAUUCAUUGUGGCCUUUCUUGAGUGAUUUCUGCUCAUGGCAGUACGCUGUUCAAUGUGGUUCUCCCAGCUUUGUCCACGAAGGACUGAGGACCUUUGUUAUACUUAACAAAAUCCAGGUGCAUCAAUUUCUGAUGCUUUAUAUUGUUGUGUAUAAUAUAUAAUCUACUUGUGUGUAUUAUUUCUGCCGAAAGUAUUCAGGUUUGCUGUGGACAUCAGAAGUCUGAUUCUAGUCUUACUGAUUUUGUUCCAUGGUUGAAUUUUAAAGGUGUUUAACAAUGAAGGAACUUUAUUCUUUAGUCAAAACUGUUCUUUUUACUUUUUCUCAGGAUAAGUAAUUUUAAAUAUUUAAUUAUGCUAAACAUGGCAAAGAUUUGGCUGAAAAAAUAUUGUCCUAAUAUUGAUGUUACCUUUUAUAAAAUAAGCACCAUUUUAAUUAAAGCCAAGAAAAAGGAGAUAGCUAUCAUUGGCCUUAAUGCAAAAUCAAAUGAAACCAAUCCCAUUAAGAUAUUGCUUUAAAAAUUUGGUAUCUCUACAUCUAUGUCUUGUAUCCUUGUGUCUGGUUAUAGUAAAACUGACGUUUUUGGUUUUUUGUUGGUUUCUUUCUGCUCCAAGAAUAUAUGACAGAGAUGACUCAUCACUAUGUAGUAAUACCAGAACCCCACAGAAAGACUGAAUUCUUAGGUAAAGUACAUGAUGGGAAUACCUACUUAAUUUUUACACAAAAGCUAUAAAUAUUUCAAUAAAUGAUUCAUACAAAUGCAUAUAAAUAAAUAUCUUACUAAGAAAACAGACCACAUUUGUAAUGUUUACAUGACCUCAUUAGAGUGUGGCUAUGUGCCGUAGUUGUGAACUAUUAUUGAAGUUGUACAAAGCAACCAAAAUUAUACCAAGAUGGUAAAUUGAUUUCUCAUUAUCCUUGAAUACUGUACAAUUAUUUUGGAGUCAUUCAACUUUAUGCAGAAUUAACUGUCAGUUUCCACAAUAGUUCCUAUAGUGUGUGAUAAUGGAGUUUCUUACCUACCUAAGAUAUUUGAGUUGUCUACAAGGCCACAGUUAAAGAUCUAUUGAAGUGCUGGGGUUUUUGAACCUGCAGGUAUCAUAUUCAGUGAAUCACUACACUUUAUUUAUUAAACAUGUUGAGUGCUGAGUUCCUUCCCGUCACUUUUGCUACCACAACCACAUCAUUUGUAAACUGGUCCCACCAUAUCUUACUAAGUAAUAAAACUGAUAAUACAUUGAA
Messenger RNA from Mesocricetus auratus (golden hamster), 5314 nucleotides. It is a transcript of the gene Pde3b, whose product is annotated as phosphodiesterase 3B. Gene Ontology annotation, biological process: signal transduction. NCBI's taxonomy places the organism in Eukaryota, Metazoa, Chordata, Mammalia, Rodentia, Cricetidae. Gene Ontology annotation, molecular function: protein kinase B binding; 3',5'-cyclic-AMP phosphodiesterase activity. The transcript is spliced from 16 exons. Bases 333 to 3623 code for a protein of 1096 amino acids. Gene Ontology annotation, cellular component: membrane. The record is from RefSeq and is a predicted model, not a curated record.